UUAAGUGCGGGUAGGUAGUAGUGGGUAGCAAGUGAAUGAUUGGGAGCCAUAGGUUAUUGUACAUGUACUGUAUGUCACGGUGAAAGAGUACUGAAGUAACUGGGGAGGAAAACUCAUUUUUUGGAUGGUGGGGUUUUGAUGGCAUCCUACUGAAGAUGAAACAUCAAUGAUGCAAGAAGUUUGGGUCCUGUGGAACUGCUCUCAGCUGGACAAGUGAGCAUACUGAGUGCCUGUCCAACCUUGGGCAAGACCACCAGACCAGCAAGAUGAAGGUGAAAUGGACCAAGUUAGGCAUGGUGGUUUUCUUGCUGAUAUCCUUGGUCAUGACGGGAUGCUUUAUUUGGCAGUACAGGAUGCCAAAAUUAAAAAUCGACAAUGUUGUGAACAUUGAGGUGAAGGAGGAAAAGAUGUGCCCUCGUUUCCCUGAGCCAGUACUCCUGGAACACCCCAUCCCUGCGCUUAAGGAAGCAUUAGAAAAGAUAGACGUUGUCCUAAGGUUAAGUAUUCAUGAAGCUAGACUACCAGCUCUGUCUGCCAUCAUUGUCUUCAACGACUCUGUGUUGUGGAAUGGAAACUUUGGCAGAAGGAAUGGGAGUGAUCCCUCCUCGCCUCCACCCAACGAAUACACAGUGUACAGAAUCGCUAGUCUCUCGAAGAUCUUCCCGACACUGAUGCUGUACAAGCUAUGGGAGGAGGGGAAGGUGGCCUCCUUGGAUGACCCUCUGGAGAAGUAUGCAGCAAACUUCACCAUCAAGAACCCGCUGGGGAAGCGGCGGGAAGUUGUGGAUGUCAAGGCUGGUUCUGACAGAGAUACCCAGCCACGCUCUCCCUCUGUCACCCUUCGCAGGAUGGCCAGUCAGCUCUCUGGGUUACCCAGGCGGCUUCGGGCAACAAAUCUACUCUGGGAUGGAGACACAGAGGCUGCUAUAUAUCUGUUACAGGAUGAUGUCCUAGUGGCAGACCCAGGCACCAAAUGUCACUACAGCAACGUGGCCUUCUCUUUAUUGGCUAACGUCUUGGCCGAGAACUUUGCGAAAUCUGACUACGAAAGCUGGGUGUCCGACAACAUCCUGGAGCAGCUGGGGAUGGAGGACACAGGCUUUGAUAUCACCCCAGCCAUUCAGAGCCAGAUGGCGGUGGGCGUGUACAGCAGUGGCCAAUCGGCACCCCUCUACGACCUGGGCUGGUAUCGGCCCGCUGGCCAGAUGUACUCCACGGUGGCCGACAUGGCCAAACUGGCCAUGGUGCUUCUGGGGGCCUACAGCCGACCCCUCCUCCAACAGGACACCCUGAAGACCCUGCUGACCCCUCUGUUCCGCUGCCACCAGGGCUACUUUGCCAACUACACCGGCACACCCUGGGAGGUCAACGAGCAGCUGGGCUACGAGGUGGUUCGUAAGGACGGAGACCUGGACGGCUACGCCACCACCUUCUCCCUGGUUCCCCGGCUGAAGCUGGGCCUGGUGGUGCUGAUGGCCGGGGUGAGGCCACCAGCAAUGGAUGGGGAUCUGGUCACCCAGGCCUACAGCCAUCUCAUCCCAGCCAUGGAGAGCGCCUUCAGGGACGCACAGCGCAAGCUCUCGCCACCGCCCGACCCCACGCCCUAUGUGGGCCUCUUCACCUACCAGAACAUGACCUUCUAUGAAAUAAAGGCGAGCUUGGGCGGGGUGUUGGUCAUGCAGCAGUUUGGGCCCCAGGUGGACACCAUGGUGCCGGCCAAGUACAGGACUAUCAGGCUUGACUUCCUGCAGGAGAGGGUGUUCAGGGUGGUGUUCGAGGGGGAGUACCCCUGCAAGCUGAAGGUCAACAGCAUGUCAGUGUCUCUGGAGACCCAGGACAGGCAACUCUUUAACUUCUAUUAUUUCAACAAGAAGGGCGUGUCGCCUGGAUUCGACUCCCCUGGACUCAACACUUACAAAGUGCUCCGGAUAGCUCGACGGCCAAUCUUCAACAGUUAAACCCUGAACUGUUUUUAUGGUAUGGAAUCACAGAUGGAAUUCUGGAUUUGAAGUGGAUCACUUCAGAGCCUGAACAGUUUGCAGAGACUUUCAAAUGCCUGUUUUUGAAUGUGUAUGAGGUGACAUGAAUGAGUAAAUGUUUGUUUUUCCUACAGUGAAUGUCAGAGGGCCUUGUUAUUGUUUUCCGGAAAGUAGUGCAGUUGUAAGUAAUUUUAUAAUGAUCUUAUCUUCAAUAUCAAUUGUCUUCCAUGCAAAUAUCAUGUUGUGUCUCGCAUGAAGUUCUUCUUCUUGAAUGAUCCAUCAUUAAGAUUUCAUGAAGGUUAAAUUAAAUGGGUGUGCGUUAUAUUGUUUGUUGUUAUACUGUGGUGACACAUUCUUUCUGAUAUGCUUGUUAUCUUCUUACUUCAAUGAUAGAAGCUGCCGUCACUAUGACAGUUAUUUGUCUCACAACAAAAUAUGAUUGUUUUGAAAAUUAUAUAAGCUAAUGUCCACUUUUCUCACUUUUAAUUAAUUUAAGUGCCUCAAAUGACUUUGGAAAAGAAAAUCCUGUUGUCUAAAUGUUUUGGCUCCACAGGUUAGAGGGCAAGUGCAGAGCUCCCUGGCCUAAAGGAAAACUCCACCCAAAAACUAUAUUUUGGUAUUUGUUUCAUUAGUAAUCAAGUUUUCAAGAUAUGUAACUUUCAAAAUACAGUAAUACUGCCAGUAUGAUGCAUUUCGCAUCAUAUGAUGCUGUGUUUUGCUUCAUACAAAAUUGAGUAUAGGUAUGCAUAUAUUUUUUCAUUUUAUUGUAGUGAAACAAAAUUCAAAGAUACUUUGUUUGUCCUUAGACUAUGGUUCAAUUUAGAUUUCCAUCACAGCAAGGAUUUUUGUGUGCAUACAAUACAGUAGAAAGACAAUAAUCAACUCAAUAAGUGUUAAUGCCAAAUGGGUUGAGGGAGAUUAAAGUGAAGAAAUGCUUGAUACCAUACUCUGAGUGUGAGACAAUAGAAGCCAGGACACUCUGUGAACAUACAACUGUGCUUGCUUUACCUGCCAUAUCAACAUUUGACCAGAUAAGCUAUAGGCUGUGGAACACAGGAGGCUGCUGAGGGGAGGACAGCUCAUAAUAAUGGCUGGAAUGGAAUGGAAUCAACCACAUGGAAAACAUGUUUGAUUUGUUCGAUACAAUUCCAUUUAUAUUCUGUUUCAGCAAUUACUAUGAGCCCGUCUUCCCCAAUUAAGGUGUCACCAGCCACUUGUGCUGUGGAAGUGCAAAUGUUGACUCAUGAUAACACUGUAAUUUGUCAAGCAAAGGGUAUUGAUUUCUGAUAUUUCUCAGCAAAUGCUUUUGGAAAGAAAAAUAUCAAAUAAUUUGUCAAUUUUAGGUAAUAAAGCAAAAGGAAGGACGCCAACUUGUGGUUUAGAGACCUAUUUAGUUAGAUGUAAUGUCGCUUACAAAUCGAUCUCCGCAGAUCGAAAUGGCUUGCAUUGAGUGAUAGCCCUGUUUCACGGACACAGUAGUAUUUUUUCUAAACCUUUCCAUCAACUCCUGGCUGAACCCUACAUCACAGCCACUGACAAAGCACAUGCCCGCAAUCGUUACAUCAUAGCGCAGCAGGAGAGAGUGGUUUCAUCAAGGUAGCACAUUUACAGUGGCUUGCAAAAGUAUUC
This is a messenger RNA of Coregonus clupeaformis (lake whitefish), 3608 nucleotides long. Its product is annotated as putative beta-lactamase-like 1. The transcript is spliced from 7 exons. The coding region runs from base 267 to 1958 and encodes 563 amino acids. The record is from RefSeq and is a predicted model, not a curated record. NCBI's taxonomy places the organism in Eukaryota, Metazoa, Chordata, Actinopteri, Salmoniformes, Salmonidae.